AUGGACUACCAAAAGCUGGACGCGGCCUCCAAAGAGGAGGGUAAUGAGAAAUUCGAGGAAAAAAUAAAUAUUCCAUUGCCCGAGGCAAAAGCCCCAAGAAAAUGCGAAAAACUGAGGAAAUUAUUGCAGAGUAAGCCCAAUUUUGGCGAAUGCCAUCGAAAGGAACCCCUCGUCGAGAGGAACCCCUUGUUGAGAGGAACCCCUCGUUGAGAGGAACCCCCGAGUAGGAAAUGUUGGAUAUAGAGGUAAUCGAUGACGGGGAUUUCAAAAAUGAUGUUAAUUUUUUCUGAUUUUUACUUUUUUUCUUACCUAGUAGUGUUAAAAAGUAACUUUUUGAAAUUUCUCUAAAAAUACUGGAUAUAGGGGUUUUCGAGGGUGCUGAUUUCGAAAAUCAUGUUAGCUUUCCUCUUUAUAGUACUAUCUGGUACUAUGCAGUACGAGGUGAAAAUAUGGCUUUUGGCGUUAAUGGUGUUGUUUUGACGCUUAGUACUCCUCAAAAACACGUUUUAAAUAAUUGGUACUGUUUAGUACCGUCUGGUACUAUGUAGUACAAGGUGAAAAUAGGAGUACUAAGCAACAGAACAACACCACUAACGCCUAAAGGCUAAAUUUUUACCUUGUGCUACAUAGUACCAGACAGUACUAAACAGUACCAAUUAUUUAAAACGUGUUUUUGAGGAGUACUAAGCGUCAAAACAACACCAUUAACGCCAAAAGCCAUAUUUUCACCUCGUACUGCAUAGUACCAGAUAGUACUAUAAAGAGGAAAGCUAACAUGAUUUUCGAAAUCAGCACCCUCGAAAACCCCUAUAUCCAGUAUUUUUAGAGAAAUUUCAAAAAGUUACUUUUUAACACUACUAGUUAAGAAAAAAAGUAAAAAUCAGAAAAAAUUAACAUCAUUUUUGAAAUCCCCGCCCUCGAAACCCCCUACAUCGAAAAAUUUCCUCCAUAUUCGGAAAAAUCGAGAGGAACCCCUCGCGAGGGGUUCCUCUCGACGAGGGGUUCCUCUCGAUGAGGGGUUCCUCUCAACGAGGGGUUCCUCUCGAGGAAAACCAAUUUUGGCUAAAAUUACCUUUAUAAUCAAUAAAUAAUCCCUCAAUUUCAGCUAAAAUCACUGUGAAGCACGUCUUGAUCGUCCUUCUCGUCUAUUCUAUAUAUUCGUUCAUUGAUUCCGAGUACAGUAUUGGCUACAAAGCUCGUCGGGCGCGCGAUCGUGUCAUGUCUCGGUUUGGCGAAGGGCUGGCGAAUCUUUUAGGAUACGAAAAAUCACCAAUUUUGGUGAGAGACCCGUUGACUGGAUUGGAGGUGAGUUUUUUAAAAAAGUUUUUUUUUUUAAUUUUUAGAGUUUGCACAGUGCAAAGAACAAAAAAGACAAGUGGAAAAAUUUUCACGCCACCAUAAAAAACAUUUUUUUUCUUAUUUUUGACGACUGCACGGUGCGAAAAAAUCAUUUUCGGCUGUCGCACCGUGCGGACGAAACGGUCUUGGAUUUUGCACCGUGCAAAACAAAACAAGGAAAUUUUUGGUAAUGCACUGUGCGACAGUUACAAUUUUUUUUCUCUGCACAGUGCGAAAAAUUAUUUUGGCUUUCGAACAGUGCGUGAUUUGAAAAAAUUUACUUUGCACAGUGCAGAAAUCGCAAUCUUUCUUUUUGCACGGUGCGAGAAGAAAGUGACCCACAAUUGUCGCCUGUUUCGCACCGUGCGAAAAAUUAUUUUCUUUUUUCUUGCAUCGCGCGACAAAAUCAGAUUUUUUUGCUUGCACUGUGCGGAAGAAAAAAGGUUCGAAAUUUGCACGGUGCAACAAAAUUUUAGUUUACCGGCACGCACUGUGCGGAACAAAAACUUUUGGACAUUGCACUGUGCGAAAAUAGAGAAUUUUCCUGCUUGCACUGUGCGACGAAAAAAGAAUAUUUUUCCUUGCACUGUGCGGUAGAAAAAAGUUUCGAAAUUUGCACUGUGCAUGUUCAAAUCGGGUUUUUCGUCAAAAAAAAUACAAAAUUCGAUUUUCAGACGUAUCGCUGGAGAAGUGAGAUCGAAAACGACCCCAGGUAUCGCGAUCAGCUGGACGCUUUGGACAACAAAAACUGA
Bursaphelenchus xylophilus (pine wood nematode) is the source of this 2090-nucleotide messenger RNA. NCBI's taxonomy places the organism in Eukaryota, Metazoa, Nematoda, Chromadorea, Rhabditida, Aphelenchoididae. The record is from the annotation of a GenBank genome assembly.